Molecule: messenger RNA, 831 nt
Organism: Amborella trichopoda
Lineage: Eukaryota; Viridiplantae; Streptophyta; Magnoliopsida; Amborellales; Amborellaceae
Product: cyclin-U1-1
Biological process (GO): regulation of cyclin-dependent protein serine/threonine kinase activity
Molecular function (GO): protein kinase binding
Source: RefSeq, a predicted model, not a curated record
UUUUGCCCUCCUUAAUUGUCGUCCGCCGGAAAAACAUGAGAAUUUCCCGUCGGGGGAGCGCCGGCGUGCCCUAAGCCAUGCAAGCCACACCAUACGACGGCGCCGAGUCCUCAACUCCGCGAAUCCUCGCGGUUCUUUCCUACGUCUUGGAGCGACUCGUGGCUCGAAACGAGCGGCUCGGCUCCUCAACAAGCCCAGUGAGCCUGAGCAACCAGAGCUUGGCUGUCUUUCAUGGCGUUAGGGCACCAAGCAUAAGCAUUCCAAAGUAUUUAGAGAGGAUUUAUAAGUACACGAAUUGCAGCCCUUCCUGCUUUGUUGUGGGAUAUGUGUACAUGGAUCGUCUGUUUCACAGGUACCCCGAUGCGCCCCUGGUUUCUCUCAACGUCCAUCGAUUGCUCGUCACCAGUCUCAUGGUCGCUUCGAAGGUGCUCGACGAUGUGCAUUAUAACAAUGCAUUUUAUGCUAGGGUUGGAGGUGUGAGUAAUGCAGAGUUGAACCGGCUGGAACUUGAAAUGUUAUUCCUAUUGGAUUUCGGUGUUAUGGUGAGUUCUCGGGUGUUUGAGAGCUAUUGCUUGCAUUUGGAGAAGGAGAUGAUGUGCAACCCCUCAGCCCAUAAAAUUGAGAAAGUCAUGUGGAAUUUAGACAAUGAGAUUGAAUUGUCCAUUGAAGAAACACCAAAAACUUCACCUCCUGAGAUCUUGUACUGACAAGUCAUAAUGGAAAAGCAUAGGAAAAAAAAGAAAAAAAUGAAGAUUCAUGUUCUCUUUCAAUCCAAUGCUAUGUGGGAUAUGAAAUUUGUCAUGUGAAUGCAUAAAAUUUCAUUUUCCAACU